Molecule: messenger RNA, 1608 nt
Organism: Anopheles cruzii
Lineage: Eukaryota; Metazoa; Arthropoda; Insecta; Diptera; Culicidae
Exons: 2
Coding region: 1-591 (196 amino acids)
Source: RefSeq, a predicted model, not a curated record
AUGGCAACCACACCAGUUCGUCAAAAUAUUUCCAUCUCAGGGAUAAAGUCUCCACGAACGCCUACUUCUGGUGCUACGGUUGCGUCUUCUCGAGUUGAAGAUAUUAUUUACAGCUGUAUUGAACUACAUCGCAAGUGGAAAAAUGCAGUUGAGAAAGGGACUCAGCUUUGUAACGCAAUCGCAAACUCUAAAUUUAGCAAUCUCCACUCUGAAGGGAAAGUUCCUUACCCGGAAAACGUGAUACUUUAUUGUAAAAACAUGCGCAUUUUGAUCACCGUCUUUGAAGACGCCUUGUUGAAUGCCGAAACAUGCCUUACACGUAUUAAAUCAUUAGAAUCAUCUUUCGAAGCGAGUGCAGUGAUUGGACAAACAUGGAAUUUUCAGAAAAUCGUUAGCGUUUUAGAGACGAUUGUCGCCUCUUAUAAAAUUGAAUGUUACACCAGAAAUCACAUAUCCGAGAAUAUCGGCCACACUAUGUCAACCGAACAAUUAAAGCUAUACGUACGAGGCUGGAAUAAUAUGAUGGACAUGGAACGCGAUCGAGAAUUACAAAUUCAAAUGAUGAUGUAUGAGUUUCGGUUUUCAGGGUAAAAAAGAACCCCUCCGUUGCUACAUUCUCAGUAACAGAACUACUGCAAAAGCGCCUUGUACGUAGAUCAUCUGUGUGCGCUGCUACGAAUAUUCGGUUUCUAUGCGAAAGUUGUUCAUACUCAUACUCGAUGCUCAUACACUGUUCAACAGUGUUUGGUUUAUUUUCAUGCUUCGGGAUUCAUUGUUUUUUUUUCCAUUAUGCUGAAGAACUUAUUGUACGUGCACAUUCGCUGCAUGUGACAUUCCACUUAUAUUAAAUCUUUUAUACACGAUUGUUUCGCAGUGCGAUGCAGUGUCACAUGCAAGUGACGUAAGUUUUUGUAGUCUUGGACACCCGAUAUAUCGGCUAUAUGGCAUCAUUAAUACUGUACAGCCAAGGACGAUUGUGUAUCUUUCUUAUGUAAUAUCUCAUGACUGCGAUACACACCAAUCUUGCGCUCCCUCCACAUUGCACGAAGGCUUCUACAAUAGUUUACAAUUUAAGUAAUAAGAACACAGCCUAACUACUACUUGAAGGUCAGGAGAGGACGCGUUUUACGGUGCAGUAUCGUACUGCAAGCAUCAUUUAAAAUCAGUGAAAGUACUUCGCUGUAAAAUUGUCGUGAUACCCGGGAAACCGAAUACGGCACAGCAUUAUUCAUCGUAAGGAGGGGGUUUUACGGGACAUGAUUUUUCGUCCAAGACGCACACUGAACAUUGUGCCAUUGGGUAGACCAAAGUCGUAUCAUGAUUAUUUUCGGAGUUUGGAGUGCAAAAAGAACUCCUUUGCAUAUGUGAAGAACUAGGAUAAGAGAUCGUUCUGUUGGUAGUAUUCAUUGCGACACUUAGAGUAGUUGAUGCGAUGGAAGAACGCAGAAGCGAGGCAGGAUCAAGUUUGAUUGCAUCAUCAUAUGUUGGGGGUGCUAUAGCAACGGUAUCGUAGUCAGGUGGUUUUUCUCGCCGUUGUUCGUCGUUAACAUUUAUAACGUGUACUGGAUCGUCACUCUUUAAAGUGCAUAGAACAUAAACAAACAAUGU